Molecule: messenger RNA, 1515 nt
Organism: Pogoniulus pusillus (Red-fronted tinkerbird)
Lineage: Eukaryota; Metazoa; Chordata; Aves; Piciformes; Lybiidae
Product: serine/threonine-protein kinase PAK 3-like
Exons: 13
Coding region: 1-1482 (493 amino acids)
Biological process (GO): protein phosphorylation; regulation of actin cytoskeleton organization; regulation of axonogenesis
Cellular component (GO): cytoplasm
Molecular function (GO): ATP binding; protein serine/threonine kinase activity
Source: RefSeq, a predicted model, not a curated record
AUGCGGCUCCUUGCUGGCGUUGCCUUCCUCUUGGAGUGGGCCACUGCCGCCGGUUCUUUCCUGGACAAGCCCUGGCUGAUGGCAGGGCUGUUGGCAAAUCAGAUCGGCCGUGGAUUCAGGGCAGCCCAUCCCUCGGUGAGUGAGGAAGUCUCCUUUGCUGCUUCUAGAGGGGUGGAGGAGCGUGGAGCGUGCCGUGAGGACUCGGGGCCAGGAGCAGAGAAUGCUGGAGCUGCUGCUGGCUCCGAUGAAGAGGAGAAGGGCUUUGGAGAGAGGCCAUACAGCUGUGAACAUCAACCUCUCAGGCUGCACCAACCCGGAAGUGUAAAAUCAGAGACACCACCAGGAUCAGGAUGCCUGCUAGAUGGAUUGGCCUCUGCUGAUGAGGAUUAUGAUGGAGCAGGUGGCUAUGAAUACGAGGACUAUGGCAGAGAGGAGCCUGCCAGUGAUACAUCCGAAAGAGUCAAGGAUGUCGAGGCUGAGGAUGGCGAGAACUGGGAUGAUGAUUAUGAGCCCCUGCCUGUUGUGGUCCCACCAUCUGAAGAGAGAAAAUCAGUGUGGGGAUCCUACAGCGAGAGGUGCAGGCAGCAGCAGCCAGAUGAGGCCUCCCUGGACAAGCUUGGGAGCAUUGUGAGCAUGGGAGAGCCUGAGAGUAAAUACGCUGAAGCCGAAAAGCUUGGCCAAGGGAGCUAUGGAGCUGUUUAUCGUGCUGUUGAGAUGGCCACAGAACGAGAGGUGGCCAUCAAGCACAUCCGUGUGGCUCCAGAGGACGAGGAGUAUGUGAUAAAUGAAAUCCUCGUGAUGCGGGACCAUAAGAGCCCAAACAUCGUCAGCUACCUGGACAGCUAUCUGGUGGGUGCUGAGCUGUGGCUGGUCCUGGAAUAUCUGGCUGGAGGCUCCCUGGGGGAUGUGGUUAAGGCAACCCAGAUGAAUGAAGAACAAACAGCAGUGGUUUGCAGGGAGUGUCUGCAAGGUCUGGAUUGCCUUCAUUCCCACAACAUCAUCCACAGGGAUAUCAAAGGCUGUAACAUCCUACUUGGGAUGGACGGGUCUGUGAAACUGGCUGAUUUUGGCGUCUGCGCUCUGCUCACCCCUGAGCAGAGCAAGAGGACCAGCUACGCUGGAACUCCACACUGGAUGGCUCCAGAGAUCCUGAAGGAAGAGCCCUAUGGUGCCAAGGUGGACAUCUGGUCCCUUGGCAUCACGGCAGUGGAGAUGGCCGAAGGAGAGCCUCCCUUUGCCAGCGAAAGUGACAACAGGGUGUGCGAUCUGCUAGCUGCUGGUGAGACACCAAAGCUGCAGAACCCCGAGGAGCUCUCUGCUGCCCUUCUCAGCUUCCUUCAGUGCUGCCUGGAGGUGGAUGUGGACAGGCGCUGGUCUGCCAGGGACCUGCUGCAGCACCCAUUUGUGACAUCAGCGGGGCCAGUCUCCAGCCUGAUCCCGCUGAUCACUGCAGCCAAGGAAGCCAGGAACAGCGGCCAUUAGUGCCUGAGGCCGGGUCCUGCUGUGACAUCUGGG